Molecule: messenger RNA, 1204 nt
Organism: Talaromyces proteolyticus
Lineage: Eukaryota; Fungi; Ascomycota; Eurotiomycetes; Eurotiales; Trichocomaceae
Exons: 4
Coding region: 89-1045 (318 amino acids)
Cellular component (GO): membrane
Source: RefSeq, a predicted model, not a curated record
CCCUUUUCUUGUAACAACUUAUUACAGAAAUUCGGGACGAAAAACAAAUCCAUCUCUUUUCGAAAUUGAGGGAAAGCAGAACAUUCAUAUGCCCACAAUCAUGUCGCCUAUCCCAGCUGGCUUUAUCAUCACAUUGCUUGUUUCGCUUAUCGGCAUUUCUGUCGUAUUAGGGGGCAUAGCAUGGUCACGAACCAUCUCUCUGUUCCUGCCAUUCCCAACCUCCAUCAGUGCGAUCGCCACCCUUUUCCCGUUUGGAUCUCUUUUCAUAGUAGUCGUCGCGAAUCUAUUUGCAUCCCGUUUUGAGCGUGCAAUCUCUCGCAGAAAACGCAUCACGACAGGAGACAACGCCAUCGAGACUGCUACCCUCUCUGCCCACCAGGCUCCGUCCAUUCUUUCUCCAUUCCUUUAUUCAAUCUUCGAAAAUGCUUUAACUAUACUUCCGACCAUUCUCGCAACUCUUGCUGCUACAUAUAUAGCGCCAAGCGAUAACAACUGUCAUCUCGAACAGGCCUGGCAGACUUACUACCGCAACAAAGACGUGACUGCAAUACGCUCGAUUCAGGAUAGAUUGCAGUGCUGUGGUCUACGAAGUACUCAUGAUAGAGCAUGGCCUUUCAAAGAACGGGACAAUAAUGACGAUCAUGUCUGUGAAAAGUCGAUGGGGUACAAGCAGAGCUGUUUGGAACCGUGGAGCGAGAACGAACGAAGGGUUGCAGUGUUGGUUUUUGUCGCUGCGAUUGCUGGGUUGGGUAUAAAGCUGGGGUUCUUGUAUUUCGGCUCUAGGUCGUGGACAUUUAACAAUUCGGCUUUCCGUCGUGGUACGGGGGUUAAUGGUACUAGGAAUGGUACUGGGGGCUCAUCGGCUAUUCCUCGAAUGCUUCCAUAUUACGAUGAUCCAAACAACAUCCAGAAUGAAAGGGAUGAGAUCGCAAAUAAUAAUUCCACCACAAUCGACAAUCCGUUGCUCGACGCUGAUGCUCAUGAUAUCACUUCACCUGAUGUUCGAGACCUUUCUGGCAGUGGUCCCUGGAGAAAUAUUGAUUAAGAUACUCAAUAUGGGCUGUUUAUUAAAAUUACUUGCAUGAUGUAUGAUGUUUCGAAAAGAAUGUAUUUGGGUGUUUCUCACGGGUAUUGUCACAAUCAAUGUAGGGCAUGUAAAGACAGGCUCAAAAGUUUCCAAUCAAGUACUCAGCGUCUUCAAGCA